This is a messenger RNA of Neolamprologus brichardi, 2337 nucleotides long. The record is from RefSeq and is a predicted model, not a curated record. Lineage: Eukaryota; Metazoa; Chordata; Actinopteri; Cichliformes; Cichlidae.
CCGGAAGCAGGAAGUGUUCAGGAGCUUGUCGUGAGUUGUCGUGGAGGCUUUGCUGCUGUUGCUGGUCUCGUCUUCCUGUUGGCUCAAAUGGCGAGCUUCACGGGUCCGGGUCGGACCGGUCCGGGACUCCGGUGCUGGGCUCUGGUCCUGCUGAUGCUGGCGGAAGUGAGCUGGCCGGUGGCGGCCGUGUCGGAACCGGGGAAGUGGGACCUGGACAUCAAUAGCGAUGUCCUGAAGGACCAGACGUACUUCUUCUACAGUAAAACUCUGUUCAAUAACAGCUUUAUCAGUCUCAAAUUUGUAUCAAAAGACUGCACCAUGUCUCACCCGAGCCUGGACGUUUCCUGGUAUCUGAGGAGCUCGCGCUGCAACAACGAAGUCUUCAACCUGGACAAAAAGCUGGCGGAGGAGUACUUCGUGUCGCAGAGCGUGGAGAGAGAAGGAGGAACUGGGUUCUAUUCUUCACACAAGUAUGAAACAAUCCACUGUGACAAUCAGAAUCCCAAGUUCAACCUGAACCAAUCCGAGCCGAUACAUCCGCUGAAACCACUGCAGCAGGCACAGCCAAGCACAGGAAACACUUCAGGGAAACGAAAGAGAGAGGCUCCAAAGCCACAGUCAGCAAAGACGAACGAAACCGACAAAGAUCAAAAACAGGCUGGGAAUCUUGGUUUCGAUGCGGUGGCUCAGAGCUGGGAUGACGGACCCUACAUGUUCAUCCUCAAAAUCGAAGAGAGCCAGCAGUCUGGUCCCAAAAAUCAAUGGAAUCUGAAGCUGCAGAUCAGUAUGAAGGGUCCACAUGGCUUUAUAUCAGCGUCCGAAUGGCCUCUGAUGAUGUUCUACAUGGUGAUGUGCAUCGUGUACGUGCUGCUCGCCGUGCUCUGGUUGGUUCUGUCCGCGUGUUACUGGAGGGACCUGCUCCGGAUUCAGUUCUGGAUCGGAGGUGUCAUCUUCCUGGGCAUGUUGGAGAAAGCCGUUUACUAUGCUGAGUUCCAGAGCCUCAGAUAUGAAGGCGUGUCAGUCACCGGGGCGGUGGUGUUUGCUGAGGUGCUCUCUGCGGUGAAGAGAACUCUGGCCAGAGUGCUGGUGAUCAUCGCCAGUCUGGGAUACGGCAUCGUCAAGCCGAGACUCGGCGCUCUGCUGCACAGAGUCGUUGGCGUUGGUCUGCUCUACCUGAUCUUCUCCAUCAUCGAGGGACUCUUAAGAGUCAACGCUGCUGAAGAUGAUGUAGUGCUCCUGGCUGCUGUUCCUCUGGCUGUGCUCGACUCUACCCUCUGCUGGUGGAUCUUCGUGAGCCUGACUCAGACGAUGAAGCUGCUGCGCCUCAGGAGGAACGUGGUGAAACUCUCGCUCUACAGACACUUCACCAACACGCUCAUCUUUGCUGUCAUAGCGUCGGUCAUCUUCAUCAUCUGGACCACGAAGACCUUCAGGAUGUCCAAAUGUCAGUCUGACUGGAGGGAGCUGUGGAUAGAUGACUCUUUCUGGCGUUUCUUGUUCUCCAUCAUCCUAUUGGUCAUUAUGUUUCUAUGGCGACCGUCAGCCAAUAACCAGAGGUACGCCUUCAGUCCUCUGGUGGAUGAAGAGAGCGAUGAAGAGGAGAAGGAACCCAUGAUGAACGAGGCUUUUGAGGGGAUGAAGAUGAGGGGCAUGAAGAAUGAGGCCAACGGCUCAGCCAAAGCUAACAAAGUGGAUGAGGACCUGAAGUGGGUUGAGGAGAACAUCCCAUCAUCUAUGGCAGAUGUCGCCCUGCCGCCCCUGCUGGACUCUGACGAGGAAACGAUGACGACCAAGUUUGAGAUGUCCAAGAUGGAGUGAAGCACAAAAGAGGAGCUUUUUUAAAACCAAGAGACUGUGGCAUCACCGAGAGGUACGCCCACGUGACGAGGAGGAGGGAGAGAUGAAGCGCUGGAUGAAGGAGGGAACCGAUGGGAGCGAGAGCUCAGUGUCGGCGUGUGAUUUCAUCCCUGAACUUAUGAGCUUUGUAAGCCUUGACCUGUACAUACGCUGGGAGCAGAGUUGAUGCUCACAUCCUUUUAUUUGGUUCUUUUUAUUUCCUGUUUGUACUUAUACGCCUCUCUCUGUAUACUCUGCAUACACACACAGUAUAUUUUGACCGAUUUAACGUUAAAUGUUUUGUGUUUGUUGGAUUUUUCACGUUUACACGCGCAGGUUUCCUGUCUCCUCGCUGCAGUGGGUUUUGGGGGCUUUUUUUGGUUUGUUUGGUUUUUUUUAAGUUGAAUGAAAAAAAUGUGUUUUGAUUUCUUCAACCUGCAGAGAUUUAAAUUGUGAAUCAUAAAAGCAAAAUGUGAGUAAACAUGGAGUAUUUCUGAUGAA